Messenger RNA from Rhagoletis pomonella (apple maggot), 1060 nucleotides. Its product is annotated as uridine phosphorylase 1. Bases 25 to 981 code for a protein of 318 amino acids. Gene Ontology annotation, biological process: uridine catabolic process; nucleotide catabolic process. Lineage: Eukaryota; Metazoa; Arthropoda; Insecta; Diptera; Tephritidae. The record is from RefSeq and is a predicted model, not a curated record. Gene Ontology annotation, cellular component: cytoplasm; cytosol. The transcript is spliced from 7 exons. Gene Ontology annotation, molecular function: uridine phosphorylase activity.
AGGAUAAAUUAAGAGUUCUAAAAGAUGUCUCCAAGGCGCCUAUUCACAGGAACAAAUCCAAAUUUGGAGCAAAUGACUUCUGAUAACUUAUACCAUUUAGCGGUAAAUAUACCAGAUACCAAGAACACAGCUGAGAUUAGAAAACAAUACGGACACAUUAAGGUUAUUUGUUUAGGUGGAAAGGAUGUGCGCAUGCUUGAAUUGGCUAAAUAUUUAAAUGAAAAGGUUUACGAUGGAAAUUCGGGAAGUGACUAUCAAAAGAAUUUAUUUGAGGCGGGCCAUAGAUAUGCUGGCUUUAUGGUUGGCUGCGUGUUGUGUGUUAGCCAUGGCGUUGGCAGUUCCACCAUGAGCGUUGUAUUGCAUGAAUUAAUUAAAUUGGUGCGUUAUGCUGAAUGCGUUGACCCUGUUUUUAUACGAAUUGGCACUAGUGGCGGAUUGGGAGUUAAGCCCGGCACUGUAGUCGUUUCCAAUCGAGGCUAUAACGGGUUGUUACGCAGUGAAUACGAAAUUGCUAUCUUGGGUGAACGCGUUGCGAGACCAGCUUAUUUUGACGAGAGAUUGCGUAAUGACUUGCUCACUUGCGUCGAAGCAGCAGAUGCCACAGCAGAAAGUAGUUGGAAUAUUAUCGAGGGAAAUACGAUGGGAACAGACUGCUUCUAUGAAGGACAAGGUCGCCUCGAUGGUGCUUCCUGCACUAACGCCAAUAAUGAGCCUUACACAGUAGCGGAUAAAUUAAAUUUUCUGCGGCGCUGCCAUGAUGAAUGUGGCAUAAAGAACAUAGAAAUGGAGGCACCCCUGUUUGCUUCGUUGACACUGCAUUGUGGUAUCCGGGCUGCAGAUGUAUGCGUUACGCUUUUAAAUCGGUUGGAAGGAGAUCAGAUCAGAGCAACAAAAGCGCAAUUAAAAGACUAUGAAGAGCGUCCCUUUAUCCUUCUGUCGCAUUUUCUCAAGCGAUGUAUAGUAAAAUCGACACCAAAAUAGAACGUGCUUUUAUUAAAAAAAAAAAAUAACACUUAAGUAACUGUAUUUAUAAAGAAAGAUUUGUGGCCUUGUUUUCAAG